AUGACUCGCAUGCGCGCCGGCCGCGUGGUGCUGUUCGACUUCUCCACCGAGUAUGACGUCAAGAUCACAGACCACUUCCUGGACUAUCUCAAACACGAAAACAUGCAGAUAAUAAUCAGCGAGCUCGACAAGCAGAAUGAACCGUUCGCGAGCUGCGCGCUGCCGCUGCGCGAUGCGUUAUUGCACACCAACAGGCGCGCUGACAUGUCUUUAGCUUUGGUGGCCGGACCUCACUUGCGUCGUGCACAGGACCCAUUAGACUCCGGCGACGAGGUGGGCGUGUUAGACCUGUGGUGCAUGUUACGCGUCGAUCCCGCGCUGCUGCCCGCCAUCAACCGCGCCAUCGCUAAUCCAGGCCCAGCCGACCCGUCAGCUCAGCUAGAGCAGAACUUGAUGGACGACGACGACCGCUACAACGAAGACCAGCUGUCCCAGGACCUGGAUAUGCGGCCGUCCAAGCAGAAGGCCGGGCUCUACGACUUCGAGACUCCCGCGGCUUACAGCGCGAAGAAGAACGACAUGUAUGAUUUGAGUCGUCCGCUGGGACCGCCAGAUCGUUGUCGCAGCGUGGGCAGUCAGAGCCACGGGGAGUCUACUAGCAAUUCUCCUGUGACAUUGAACACCGAAAAUCGUCGUAGUAUUUCGGCACAGGCUACAACAUCGAACGCCAAUCAAUUGCCUCAACAAAACCAAGUCCGAGUGUCUCUACAACGCGAACGCGGACCAGUAGGAUUUAAAGAUGCAGAUUCAACCCAAUCCAGAAUACUCGUGAAUGAAGUGCCUGCAAAAAUAAAAUCGGCGAACGAUAUGAAACAAGCAUUAGAUCGUUACGCCGUGCAUGAAAACAUACCGCCUAUAUCACGACUGGAAAAAAUAGAGGAUGAUGCAGCAUCUCAAACACAUUCUACUGCUAGUUCUUGGAGAGGCCUAGUCACGAGGCGACAGAUUCCGAAAUCAAACAAACGAAGCAGCUUUUUUAAAAAUGAAUGUUCUAUGACUAGUUUAGUAAAAAAGGACACUAAUUAUAAUAAGCAAUCCAAAGCCAUGCAAACGACCCGGCCGACAGUAGACGAUCCUCCGGAGCUGAGCAAAUCUUCCAGGGGGCUAGAUGGUUCAAAAAAAUUCGUCACCAUCGCAAAAAACAGUAAAUCUUGGGAUAAAGAAAAUAAGACGUCAUCAUCAACGGACCGGGACCCGAGCGACGACCACGUCGGCCAGUGCGUGGACAUCACGGUGAUGUGGCUCGCGCUCAACGAAGAGUGCGCGGCCAUGGCGGACGCGCGCGUCACGCGCCUCUACGUGGCGUACACGUUCCUGGGCCGAUCCGGCGCCGAGCUCGAGACGCCCGUCAGCCUGCCCAAGCCCCGGAGCUACGUCGACAAGUGCUACUUCCAGUUCAGCAAGAACAAUGUGGCCGCGCUCUACGUGGCCUACACGUUCCGGGGACGCUCCGGCGCCGAGCUCGAGACGCCCGUCAGCCUGCCCAAGCCCCGGAGCUACGUCGACAAGUGCUACUUCCAGUUCAGCAAGAACAAUGUGGCCGCGCUCUACGUGGCGUACACGUUCCUGGGCCGCUCCGGCGCCGAGCUCGAGACGCCCGUCAGCCUGCCCAAGCCCCGGAGCUACGUCGACAAGUGCUACUUCCAGUUCAGCAAGAGUAGACACAGUUUUAGAGUUCAGUUCAGAGUCUAG
Ostrinia nubilalis (European corn borer) is the source of this 1692-nucleotide messenger RNA. RefSeq lists its product as uncharacterized. The transcript is spliced from 19 exons. Gene Ontology annotation, cellular component: ciliary transition zone. The record is from RefSeq and is a predicted model, not a curated record. Bases 1 to 1692 code for a protein of 563 amino acids. Gene Ontology annotation, biological process: non-motile cilium assembly. NCBI's taxonomy places the organism in Eukaryota, Metazoa, Arthropoda, Insecta, Lepidoptera, Crambidae.